UUCUCCAUAUGGAAUAGGUCUGCAAACUAAAGUCCCACAUUUUAUGUUUCUAUUCACUUCCAUUUCUUUGUACAAACCCAACUUUGAGUUUCAAUAUCAUGUAUGAAUUGCUCUCUCAAUUCAAAGCCCAAGUUCCUCAUCAUUCUCUAGUUUUUGAUGACACUGUAACAGCAACUAUUGUCCAACCAGAGUUCCUCAGUGAAGCAGUAUUUUCAGGAGGUAGUUUCUGGUAUCUUGAAGCUGCCUUUGGUCGUGUAGAUGGAGUCAUCAAAACAGCUACAGGUUACUGUAGAGGAACCUGGGAAAAACCCACAUACAGAGAGGUUCGUGAAGGUAGAACUGGCCAUACCGAAGCUGCAAAAGUCAUAUUUGAUAACAGAAGACUCUCAUACAGAUUCUUUUGUGAUAUCUUCUGGGACACCCAUGAUCCUACUAACAAGGAUUACCUUAAUUUUUGUUUAAGCACACACUACAGAUCUGCCAUCUUUUACUACAAUGAGGAAGAGAGGAAGCAGGCACAUCAGUCGAAGAUCAGACGGCAGAUGAAGCUGAACAAGAGGAUUGUUACGAAAAUUGUACUAUUGGAUUCCACAUUUUACAUGGCAGAAAACCAAAAUCAGAAAUACUAUUUGCAGAAGAGAUAUAGGGUGUGUGAAAGCCUGAGUCUCAGAAGCACAGAGCAGUUCGUAGAGUCAAACAUUGCUUGCAAACUCAACGGGAUUCUUGCCAUGGAUGGGAAAAUGAUUGUUGAUGUUGACAGCAUUUUUAGAAACUAAUGUCCUUCCAAAGCAAACCCAAUCAGCAUGUGCAGAAAUAACUGAUGAUGUGAGUAAAAAUUGACGAAGAGAAAGAAGUUAAUUUACUCGUCCAAAGAUCAAGUCAGGAGAAGAGGGCUGAUUUUUCGGUUGCCGAAACAAAAACUCGAGAUUGUGUUUGUGCUGGUGUUUGGGUUUCGGCUGACAGUUUGAGCAUUAUGGGCAUUGGGAUGGACGACAGAUCGAAUGUCUUAACAGUUAUGGGCUUCAUUACAAGGGUUUUAUAUAUAUAUAUAUAUAUAAUUUAUUUAUGUAAC
Hevea brasiliensis (rubber tree) is the source of this 1072-nucleotide messenger RNA. RefSeq lists its product as uncharacterized. The record is from RefSeq and is a predicted model, not a curated record. Gene Ontology annotation, biological process: cellular response to oxidative stress. Gene Ontology annotation, molecular function: peptide-methionine (S)-S-oxide reductase activity. Gene Ontology annotation, cellular component: cytoplasm. Lineage: Eukaryota; Viridiplantae; Streptophyta; Magnoliopsida; Malpighiales; Euphorbiaceae. Bases 99 to 776 code for a protein of 225 amino acids. The transcript is spliced from 5 exons.